Messenger RNA from Diuraphis noxia (Russian wheat aphid), 1291 nucleotides. RefSeq names its product Homocysteine-induced endoplasmic reticulum protein. Lineage: Eukaryota; Metazoa; Arthropoda; Insecta; Hemiptera; Aphididae. Gene Ontology annotation, biological process: endoplasmic reticulum unfolded protein response. The record is from RefSeq and is a predicted model, not a curated record. Gene Ontology annotation, molecular function: protein binding.
AUUAUUACUAUUUUGGGGAUAUUACUAAUUAAUUAUUGCGUCGUUUUUUAAAAAAUCGUAAAUUUUCAUAAUUUUGUAACCAGUCAAUAAGCUCGUACAUCAGCAGUGCCAAAAUAUGGACAUUAGUCUCACGGAUCCUUGGAUUACACUAACCAUUAAAGCGCCAAACCAACAAAUCAAUGAUCAUACAAUAAAAUGUAAAUUGGACUGGUCAGUAGCAAAACUCAAAGGGUACAUUCAUGAAACUUAUCCAAACAAACCAAAAACAGAGGACCAAAGACUAAUAUACUCUGGUCAGCUCUUAACUGACGGUGUUAUUCUAAAAGACGUUUUGAGACCAUAUGACGAAGAUGGACAACUCAAUCGUACUGUUCAUUUAGUUUGUUCAUCUUCGUCUUGUUGUGUUCCACUUAAAGAAAAAAUUAAAAGUGAGGAAAGUGUUAAUGAAAUUAAUGGCAAAUGCCCUAAGUCGAAUGAAGUUAACUACGGUGCUAGUACUUCUGGAAUUAGUACCUCUGCAGAUACUAAUCAAGGAGCUCGCCAAGAAGCUAGUACCUCUUCAAACAAUAAACAAGAAAAUAAACCAAUCCAAAGUCAAACCAAAACUAAUAGAAAUGUUAACCAUAUUCCAUUGACACCUGAACAACUAGCACUUGAGCAAGUAUUGUGGGUGAAUAAAAUGUAUGCUGUACAAAUGGCAGAAUAUUGGCAAUCGGUUGCGUCAAGUUUAGGUGCUCCUACACAAUUGACUACUCCAACUGUUGAAAAUGAAUCACCUUCUCAAGAUUUACCAAAUAAUAAUAAUAACAACAAUCAACCAGCAGACCAAAACCUACCCGCUAAUAAUGCAAAUAUAAAUAUACAAGAUGCUGGACCCAAUCAAGAUUGGUUAGAUUGGUUAUAUGUAUCCAGCAGAGUAUUUAUUUUCAUAAGUGUUCUAUACUUCUACUCAUCACCUGGCCGUUUUAUUGUUGUUGCUGGCUUUGCGCUUAUUUUAUAUUUGUAUCAAAGUGGAAUUUUAAGACACAUUAAUGAGCAUAAUAGAAKGAGGUUUCAACCUGAACCACAAGAACAGCAUGUCGAUGACAACAGGAACUCAUCACAAGUACAGAAUGGAAAUACUGAAGACAUUGCAGUAAGACAAAAUGAACGUUUAAUAACUACGUUAUGGACAGUAGUUAGUACAUUUUUUACUUCUCUCAUACCCCAACAACCAGAUAUAAUAUAAGUUUUAAAUAAAUCAUAUGUAAAAAAAUUAACAUAUUAAAUAAAUAUGUAUAUUUACUAUUGU